Molecule: messenger RNA, 1420 nt
Organism: Penaeus chinensis
Lineage: Eukaryota; Metazoa; Arthropoda; Malacostraca; Decapoda; Penaeidae
Exons: 6
Coding region: 303-1268 (321 amino acids)
Source: RefSeq, a predicted model, not a curated record
UUAUCAUUAUCAUUAUCAUUAUUUAUCAUUACCUUUAUCUUAAUCCUUAGUAUCAAUAUCACCAAGACCAUAAUUGUUGCCAUUGCUAUUGCCCCUACAGAGUAAGCGCCGCGAUCGAGCGUCGUCGCCCGCAGCCCGAGAGGAACCAUCGCGCCGCCGCGACUUGUCAACAAACCCUCGUCGUUCGAACGUCCAUUCAAACGAAUCCCCGACCUCGGCGGAGGGGGCGUGGAAACAACAGCGAUUCCUGAGUGACACGCACCAGCACUCUCUCCCGGAAGCAAUACUUAUACAGCCGAACUAUGGACACGCGAGGCGAGAGUCGGAAGUCGAUCCUAAAGCAGGGGGAGGACAGGGCGGCGGCGAAGAAGCGGCUGUCCUUCGCCAGCGACGCCCUGGAUAGCCCCAAGGGCCCGAGUGUCUCCAUUUACGAUAUCGUUCCAACGAACAUAAAGAAGCGCUUUCAGGACGAGGAAGACAGUCAGAACAAAACAAGCAAACAAACAGAUGCAACUGAACCAGCCAAAAAAAACACUUCAGGAUUGGCAGAACUUCAAGCUUCCAUUGAAGUCACCCAUGCUUGUCAGGCCAUAAAAAUUACAACACUUGGCAUGUGUUAUGUGCCACAAAAGAAGGACAGCAAUCUACCCAUGCAACAGCUGCCAAUGAUGCAAAUGAAGGACAACAAGAGAAAUUAUUAUCAGACAUCUCUGAACAGUCCUUUUUCUAAAUCAUUGAAUGUUGUGAUAGCUGGGAAUAAGAGUGUUGGAGAUAUCAUCAAAACUGAGUUGAUAUGUUAUCAAGCACAGUUGUCCAUGAGGAAAAAGCAUAUGUCUGAUAUCAACUUGAAAGUGGACAAUGCAGACAAGCCAACUAUGGAUAUGUUGCAAAAAGGAAAUUUCUUCAUUUUCUUAGUAUGCUUUGAAAUAAUAUCAAGUUUGCAAACCAUUUCAAAUGUCCUGGACAACUUGAGCAUAAUUGGGGCAAAGCCAAAUAUAAAUGGACUGGUGCUGGCUGUCUUUCCUUCUGAGGAGAUGUACAAAAGUGUUCUCACCCUAGAGGAAUUUCACAACUUUAUGGAUGAGCAUCAGCUUGUCCAUUUCUGGUGGUCAAAUUCAGGAAGAGCUCAGAAAAAGCAGGUUAUAAAGAAGUUACUCAAUCACAUCCAUACUAGUAUGGGUUUCACCUCUGGAACAUCUUGCUUAAUGAAGACUGUUGUAUUAAGAGGAAUCAAGGAGUACCAAGAACAAGAGGAAACUCUUGCAUAGGUUUAUAUGCAACUAAUACUGAUUUUCUUUGGCUAGAAGCAAAUUUUACAUCAUUUCCUCUCUCUCUCUUUAAUCCAAUAGAAAUUUAAGGUUUCAUUUACAAUAGGGAUAAAACUAUUUUUCUAGACAAAUAAAGAUUUGUGUGUACAUAG